Molecule: messenger RNA, 183 nt
Organism: Strongylus vulgaris
Lineage: Eukaryota; Metazoa; Nematoda; Chromadorea; Rhabditida; Strongylidae
Source: the annotation of a GenBank genome assembly
GACUCGGACGAUGAUGUUGUCAUUGAUGAUAGCGACGAUGAUGGGCCGAAACCUUCAAGACCUAUAGGGCGCCGAAAGGCUACGAAGAAAAAUUACAACUUCGGAGGCACCGAUGACGAAGAUGAAGAAAGCUCGCCAGCAAAACCUAGAAAGAGGAAAGUCAUUGACAGUGACAGCGACUAG